Molecule: messenger RNA, 3274 nt
Organism: Cydia splendana
Lineage: Eukaryota; Metazoa; Arthropoda; Insecta; Lepidoptera; Tortricidae
Product: zinc finger and BTB domain-containing protein 5
Exons: 3
Coding region: 1087-2868 (593 amino acids)
Biological process (GO): regulation of transcription by RNA polymerase II
Cellular component (GO): nucleus
Molecular function (GO): DNA-binding transcription factor activity, RNA polymerase II-specific; RNA polymerase II cis-regulatory region sequence-specific DNA binding
Source: RefSeq, a predicted model, not a curated record
UUGCACAAACGCCAAAUCACAUUAUUGGCCAGAUAUAUAGAGGUAAAACAUAGCGUGGUAGUUGCGCUAUGUGCGGCCGCGCGGCCGUGCAUACCGAAUCAUAAGAUCAAAGCACGCAUACUUUACCUACUCAGAUACAGAUACCCACACGACCAAGAAGGCAUCAUCACGUCUUGCGGUGUGCCUGUGUUGGUGCAAUAAUGCACACACGCAAAGACGAGGGGCUACACUAUUAAAAGUAUAAUAAAAGUUACCAAGACACAAACGCAGCGUACGGUACUAUUUGUUUGGAGGGAGGUUGAAGGCACUCAUACAAGCGAGGGAGAGGCUGUGUUGGCGCGGGCCGGGGCCGCCAGUUUACCGUUGUGAGGCGCGUCGUGCGGCCGGACGCAGGACCGCCACAGUCGUGCGCCGCCGCCACCCCGACCCGGAGACCCGGCCACUCAUACAGCCGCUGCCCUGCAGAACCACCCUGGACCUCGAGGACUUGUAACCAACCCCCAACUACACUCUUUGUGUCAAUAGACUUAUAUAUUUUGGGGCCCGGUUGUCUACAGUAGAGACCAAGUGUUAUGAACUCGUGCUGAUGUCACUGGAGUGUUAACCCGAAUUUAGAUUGUGGCUUGGAUCGUUUUGACCGUCAAGUUAAGUUACGAGCGUCGUGGUAACAAUCAGUCUCGCGUACAGCCGUACCAUGUGACCGCAAAGACGUUAGGCAGAGAUUACACCACUCCUUCGCACGAAAUACUGGAAUCAUGGCAAACACUACCGAGUUCUUCACUGCCGCCACUGAGAGCCGUGUGUACUGAGUCGUUGCUAGGCAAGGCUUAGACUCGAGUAAAUAAUGGGAAAAAGGAAUGUACGGAUCAAGUUCGCACACUCCAUUGGUCCACCCAUUACGUUGAGCAAGUUGGACAAGCUCGAGUAGCCGCGCGCCGCUCCCGAACCGCACACUGCACUUUCAGUUACCGACGCACUAGCGACUGCCAAUAAAGUACAAGUCAUACCUGGUUAGAAUUCACAUAUUUAAAAGUAGAUUUAUUUAUUGUAGUACAAAGACAAACCUAAACAAUCAAGGUGUUAUACAUGCAACAAACCUGUGAACAGACGACUGCCGAGUCGUCUCCCUCGGUUACAGUAAUCGAAUCGGUAGUCAUGACGGCCACUGCCCCAGAAUUGUCAAAAUCAGAUUUUUUUGACUUCGUGACAUCGAACGAAGUUACAGACGCCCAGUAUAAACAACAGAUGCGUUCGGUGAACGUGUUUAUGGAAUCACCCGACUCCCGAUCUAACCCGUUGCUGUCGGAGGAACCCAAGGAGCAGAACAACAACAGCCUGCUGGCGGUGACGAGUGCGCCCUCGCCAGCGCCUGCAACCGCGAUGCCCGCCGCCCCCACCACGCUGCAGAGCUUCGACUCCAUCUGGAAUGUAGAUCGCGACCGGGACCGCCUCGAGACCGCGAUGCUAGAGGAUCUCAAUAAAUACUACUGGAAUCAGGACAGCGAGAUAAACAGCGCGCACCCAUGUACUGACACCGCUAUUUCUAAUAAACUUAUCAGUAACAAUACGGAUGGACAAAUAUACACACUAACAGUACUCAACCAAGAUAUACAUGAAGCAAGUACCAACAGGUAUUGGACCAAGGAAGAAGACGUUUCUAUGUCCAGCCCUACCGAUAUAGAUAAUAACUCCUCCUUAGAUCUUGAAUCCAUACUAAAUAUGAACGGAUUUCCAAAUGAUUUCAAUCAAGAUUCCUUGAGUUCUAAUGUGCUUCCGAAAGUUGAAAGUUAUAGCUACGAAGAAAGUGAAACAGAAAGUCAGAACCCAGAUUUAGGCUCAAGUGAUCUAGUUAAAGUGGAACCCUUUAGUUAUGAGGACAACGAUUUUCAGUCUAACGAUAAAAGGGACGAUUCCCGUAGUUCUGUAAUUGGCACGCCUCUAUUAGAAAGUUCUGUUGAAUUUAACAAUAAUAACAAUGAUUGGAAGCUAACCGAUCAAAAUACCGACACAAAUGAAUCUCUAUUAAGAAGUGCAUUACAGGGAAAAGCUUUCAUUAGAUAUAGUACGGUACAAAAGAAACUGGACGCAACAACAGAAUUGAAAAGAGUUAUAAUUAACAACAAUAAUAAAUCCGACGUUCCUUCCAUGUACCACGACAGCAAAGACGGUGACACCGAGCUAUUGAUCCACACACCAACAGGGAACGUCAACAUUUCCAUCUUACUAGAAGAUCCUAAUACGGCAGUGAUCACGAACGGUGACAACCCGACGUCGACGCAAAGUGUGGAUGAUAUUAUAUUGUCACAACUGGAUGCCAAUUACCCAGAAGACUAUGAAAAGUUAAAGAGGAUAGCGACGGAGCUAGGCGAGUCUGUGCAGCCGUUCUGCACGGUAGAGCCGUUAGAACCGGCGCGUGGCGUAUACAACAUCCACCACGUUAACGGCGAAAUUGUGACCAUGAUCCCCGCGGGCGAGGUGCAGCUGCCGCACAUGCAGCUGGUAACAGCUUCGCCCACCGUCACCAGCACCAAGACGGUCAGCAAGAAAUAUAAACGUAUCGCAAAUAAGAGCUCGCCGCCCGCGGCACAGCCGCAAACAGGUACGGCCAUCCAGCCCGCCACAUCCACUUCGAACGGUGUGCGCAAAGAGCGGUCGUUGCACUACUGCUCCAUCUGCUCAAAGGGUUUCAAGGACAAAUACUCUGUAAAUGUGCAUGUACGCACGCACACGGGCGAGAAGCCCUUUUCGUGCUCGCUGUGCGGCAAGAGCUUCCGUCAGAAGGCGCAUCUCGCAAAGCACUACCAGACACACAUCGCGCAGAAGAGUGCCGCGGCCAAUGGCCAGCCAAAGCCCGCCAAGCAGCGGUAACCGCCCUCAUAUUAUUGCUACACUAAUCGUACAUCGAUCUUUUACGUUAAUAGUCAAUAGAACUUUGUCACAGUGAUAACAAUAGUAUUUUUAAGCAAAUACCUAAAGGCUGAAACAUCACAGAUGAAUUUGGUAAGGUGCUAAAGUAAAGUAGUAAUUAUCUCAAAGAAUGGCAGUUAGAAAAUAUUGAUAAGGAAGUCCACAGCCUUCAUUUUUGUUAAUUUGUAUGUAUUUCCGUCCGUUACCGAACACACGUCUAGCUUUAGCUAAGGACAGGUACUAUUAAGUUUAAUUAUGAGAUUAUCAUAAAAUCUAAGUACAUUCCGUAUUUAUUAGUCAUGUAGCUACAUUUAUUUUAAUGUAACGUUAAAGUCAUACGUAGGUAUGUUUGUAAUUUUGCACAGUU